CUUCGUCUUAUGACAAAUUUGCAUAUAACAACCACUCACUACUCACUAGUCACUCUGACAUCCCUCAAGGUCUCAACAAGCACAGGUUCGAGCAUUUUCGAGCUACAACCAAUUCCGACCCGAUAAUAUUGACGAGAGUGAAAAAUCCAACAGAAAAAUGUUACGCUCAGCACGUCGUUGCUCCUGUUGGGCUGUUCACUUCCACAAAUCCCACCGACCGUACAUAACGGCGCCUGCGUUUCAAUCCUUGUUCUCGACCUCCACCCCCGCGCCGCCCCCGCUCCGAGUCGAGCUCACUGAGUAUGCUGGCCGAGGCGUCUUCGCCUCUCGGAGAAUCGGUGCCGGCGAACUCAUCCACACCGCAAAACCCAUUCUUUCUCAUCCUUCUCUUCCGUCGAUUCACUGCGUCUGCUAUUCAUGCCUGAGGAGACUUCCGGAGCGCGAUGGCAGCUUGGGAUCUCCACAAAGUGUGUCGUUUUGCAGCAAACAAUGCGAAGAUCAAUCAGUGAAGUUUUAUGAUGUUGAGAACAAGGCAGAUUGGUCGAGAUUUGAUGGAUAUUGUCGACUGCAGGGCCUAAAGUAUCCGCUUCUAGUCAAACGGUUUGCUUGUCAAGUUAUUUCCGGAUCUGUUACUGCUGACAUGCUCGACAUACUCCAACCAGAGAAUUUAUCCUUUGAAAAAAUUGCUGAGAUGAAAAGGGAGUUUUGCCUGUUUAGAAGUACCAUUGAGGACUCGGGUAUUGAAAGUGAGCUGAUAGAAUUUUUGACUGAAGAAUGGUAUACUGGCGUUUUGGCACGGAUUCGUAUCAAUGCUUUUCGAAUCGAAUUGCCCAUUGGAUCAUAUGAAGAUCUUCUUUCCUGCGCAGCAGCAGCAGUAGCAGCAGAAGCUGCUGUUGGAAAUGCCAUUUAUAUGCUUCCAUCCUUGUACAAUCACGAUUGUGAUCCUAAUGUAAAUAUAUUAUGGACCGAGAAUGUGGAUGCUAAAAUAACAGCUCUCCGAGACAUUGAAGAAGGGGAAGAAUUGCGGAUAUGCUACAUCGACGCUAGCAUGGAUUAUGAUGCACGGCAGGCAAUACUGUAUCAAGGAUUUGGUUUCAGAUGCAAGUGCUUUAGAUGUGCUUCGAAAGACUAAAUUUUCAGAAAAAGAUAACAGAUAUUCUCGGAUGUUUUUAGCCACAAAAAAGGAUGUUAUAGUCUUAGGAAGGUAGUAAUGUUGUCAAGCAUGUACAAUCUUCCAUUUACCUCGUGUGCUUUGUAAGACAUUUUUAUUGAGUUCAACAUACUGUUUCUCAACUGAGUUGCAUUCACAUGCAUAGGAUAUAAAUCCCAAGGAUUAGAAUCGACCGGCAUAUCCUGACAUCAAUCUGACCAUCUUACAAAAAUUUUGUAUUGCUUUUGGGGGCUAUUUAAGUUAAUAUUGA
Molecule: messenger RNA, 1421 nt
Organism: Striga asiatica
Lineage: Eukaryota; Viridiplantae; Streptophyta; Magnoliopsida; Lamiales; Orobanchaceae
Source: the annotation of a GenBank genome assembly